CUGGACUCAGAGUUGGGACAAAAAAUUCAUUCAUUCGGUCUCGAAUAAUAUUUGGAAAAUAUUGAGUUACCAUUCAAAAAAACUCAAAAACAUGAGCUGGCAGAUGAAUGGAACGCGUGGGCGUUUGAUUUUCGCCUAUCUAUUGAAGUUGCGAGACUACAGCUAUCAAGUAUUGAAGCAGUAUGUUCUACUUAGAGGACGAGGAGGUGGUUUUUCUUAGUCCAGCAACUUCACUUGCGAGCCUUGCGUUUCUUUCUCUCCAGGUUCUUCGUGCGAUUCCUUGCAAGAGGCAUCUGACAAUUGCAAAACCCACACCUCUGCCCAGCGACAGUGCAAGGCGGAUCCAUACGACCGAACAGGAUUUGGUGAUCAACACACAACACCUUGAACUGAUCAUCUUGAGAGUCUUUGCCCAUUGCGGUGCUUUGUGGAUUGGUCCGCCGAGAUUGCUUUGUGAGAGCUGAGACUUGAGGUUUUGCAGGUAGCUAGGCAAUGGUAGCUGUGAGAGCAGUCGUUUGAAUACUGAAGACCCGGAUGAUUAUUCUGCG
Messenger RNA from Hyaloscypha bicolor E, 548 nucleotides. RefSeq lists its product as uncharacterized. Lineage: Eukaryota; Fungi; Ascomycota; Leotiomycetes; Helotiales; Hyaloscyphaceae. The record is from RefSeq and is a predicted model, not a curated record. The transcript has a single exon. Bases 183 to 464 code for a protein of 93 amino acids.